This is a messenger RNA of Monoraphidium neglectum, 495 nucleotides long. RefSeq lists its product as hypothetical. The record is from RefSeq and is a predicted model, not a curated record. The coding region runs from base 1 to 495 and encodes 164 amino acids. NCBI's taxonomy places the organism in Eukaryota, Viridiplantae, Chlorophyta, Chlorophyceae, Sphaeropleales, Selenastraceae. The transcript is spliced from 4 exons.
AUGGAGUCUCCCCAGGUUCAGCGCAAGGUGGAGGCCUGGGUGGAGACGCGCGUUGGAGUGGAGAUGCCGCCCGAGAUCAAGGAGCGCAUCAGCGGCUCGCUGCGCAAAAAGCUGCAGAAGAAGAAGGCCGAGAAGACUCCCGAGGAGAUCGAAGCCGACCGCGAGGCGCGCCGCGAGCGCAUGCGCCAGCAAUGGCAGAAGCCCGAGUACGCCGCGUCUGUUGCCGCUAAGCUGAAAGCGGCAGCUGAACGCCGCCGCGCCGCCCAGAAUGCCGAGCUGCAGCGGCUCGCCGAGGAGGACCCAGGGUUAAUGGACAAGGUGCGAGGGGAGGAGCUGGCCAGGCAGCGGGCCGCCAAGGCGCGCACCAAGGAAAACAAGGCGGCAAGGCUGGCGCGGCUGAUGCAGGAGGAUCCGGAGGGGUACCGGAAAGCUGUGGAGGAGGAGGAGCAGGCGGCACACGAACGCCGCGAGCGCCACAACAGGGCCAAGGGUUGA